AAAGAAACGUUUCAUGACCUAUUCAAUCGCGAAUCAAUCGUCCAAGACAACAGGUGGCGCUAAACAAAGCCAAAAUGAGCGUGACAGUCAAGUAAAGUAGAAGUUCGGCAACGUUGCAUAUUUCCAAAUGGCGUAAGAAUUAUUCUUCGCCUCAAACGUGCACUAAUGCUUAUUUACGGGAGAACUUUCAAAUGGACAAGUGAAUCUGAUUGAAGAAAACGCGUAAACAGUGACGUCAUUCGAGCUGCCAAGUUCCACGAAGCCAACAGAAAAGGCGGACCGAUCGUCACCCUGCUCGUCCUGGUCAACGCGACGAUGAACGUAAGCUUGAAAAGCAAAAAGCGCGUGGUCCUGCCCAGCAGACCCUCUCCACCCAGCGUGGACCUCAUCCUGGAGGACAUCAGCAGCGCCAAGGCUGACGACCCGGUCUUUACCGUCCUGCAGCAUCUUCAACCGCCGCUGCUGCCACAUCAACAAGAAGCCGGUGAGGCAGAGCGGACCUUCCGGCAAUGUCGGUGUCAUGCGGACCUAAAGCGCCAGCUGCAGGAAGUGGAGAUGGUCCUUACACGCCAGCGGGCCCACCUGAGGGCGUCGGGCCAGCGACUGGACCUCCAUGUGGCGGACGUCAAAGGUGGACUUUGCUGACUCCUCUGGAGCUGCCGCAUCAACCUGCGAGCCGGAAGUUGAUUGAGGCUGCAAAGGCUGCUUGCGUGAUGUUCCCCCUGCUUCUCAUCACGGUUCGAGGCUCAUUUCAAAAUUCAUCUGCAGCGUUAGGAGGGCAAAGGGCGCUGAGACUUCGACACCCAAGAUGAAUGAAAAUUUAUGAAAUAAUUGUUUCAAUUGUUAUUCCACAAACACAAAAGAACAUCUCGAGUCUGGCCGUGGCGCAUACAAUGUAUUCUUGCAAAUUGAAAAGAAAAAAAAAAAGAACGGGGGGAAUCCUCCUUCAUGUACUCAAAUACAAUAA
Molecule: messenger RNA, 967 nt
Organism: Syngnathus acus (greater pipefish)
Lineage: Eukaryota; Metazoa; Chordata; Actinopteri; Syngnathiformes; Syngnathidae
Gene: c4h19orf25
Product: chromosome 4 C19orf25 homolog
Exons: 3
Coding region: 316-645 (109 amino acids)
Source: RefSeq, a predicted model, not a curated record